CAAGAGGACCCACCCACCCCUUCCUCCUGCCUUUGGAUCAGCUGAAAGAGAAGAAGAAGAAGAAGAAGAAGAACCCAAGUGGACCACACCCAGAGCCCCAACAGCAUCAGGCAGGAGCCUCCUCCUCUCUCUUCUCAGACUUUUUACCCGCGGCCAGGACGGCUUGUGUAUCUUUGUGCUCAUCAGGAACAACUGGAAUAUCUGCUUUGUCUGCCUGUGUGUGUCCUAUUUCUCAGUGUGUGUGUGUGUGUGUGUUUUGAUUCCACUAAGAGCUGCCACCAGUCCUAUGUCUCCUGCCAGGAUGUCUGCAGGACCAGAGCUGCUGCUGCUGCUACCUCUGAUCCUCCUGGUGCUCCAAGCAUCUCGGUGCCAUGGAGCCUGCGUGGAGGUGGACUCGGACACAGAGGCUGUGGUCAAUGAGGGCUUCAAACUGGGCUGCAUCUCCUGCAAGAUGAGGGGUGAGGUGCAGGCCAGUGCCUCCGUCAACUGGUACUUCAAGGCUUCAAAUGAGACCGAGUUCUCCCAUCUUUACAGCUACGAAAACCAAAAGGCCGAAAUCAUCGACCCGCGUUUCUACAGGCGUCUGGGCUGGAACGGCAGCAAGCACACCAGUGACCUGCAGGACGGCUCCAUCUUCAUCCUCAACGUGACCUACACUGACACGGGGACCUUCCGCUGCGUAUUCAACCGCACCCUCAAGUACUCCAACUACGAGUAUCCAACCAACACCAACAAGAACAUCACCAUUACCGUGGUGCCCCAAUUCACCAGGGGACUGGCAUCCAUCUUGUCCGAGGUGAUGAUGUACGUCACCAUCAUCGGGCUGCAGUUCUGGCUGCUGGUUGAGAUGAUUUACUGCUACAGGAAGAUCUCAGUGGCCGGAGAGGAAGCUCUGAGGGAGAGCGCGGCGGAGUAUUUAGCCAUAGCAUCGGAAAGUAAAGAUAACUGUGCAAGUGUACAAGUGGCAGAAUAGCACUGGUCAAGAAACAAUUCAAGACAACUUCCUCGAGGAAUCUCGCCUCCCUUCUUUUAGCUCCACUUUCUCUCCUCUCACCACCGCCCUCCAUGCUCUCUCCACACGACGGGAAGAUGGAACCACGGAGAGGCGACAGAUCUCCACAGAGCGGUUCUUUAAAGUGACUUCCAACCAGAAGAAUGAGAAAGACUGAGCUGUGUCCUGCUGUGAGGGACAGGGUGGACGCAUCAGGUGGUGGUUCGGCAGUACAGAGAGAGAGAGAGACCUGUACUGUAUAUACGUGUAUAGUCUGCACAGAUAAUCCUUGAACACAUGUAGAAUGAACUGUAGGCCGACAUUGUAUAUUCACUAUUUGCAUGCUAAUGAGAUUAUUGUGUGUUGGCAGCAGAGUUCCAUCGAUAAGGUUUUCAUCCAUAAGUCCAUUUUUUCAACUAGAGGUACUUCUCAAACAAUUCAAAAACGAAACUCUGGAAUCUAUUUAUUUUACUUUUAAGACGAGAUAAGAUGAAGUCCACAGCUCAACUUUAGUCUGAAUGUUCAGUGUUUCAUUUCACAAGGAUGAAAGUAUCGGGUAUCCCCCCCCCAGGAUCUUACUGAAAUGAGCCUCAGUUUAAAGCGUUGGGAUCCGGCUGAAUGUUUAGCUCGUCACCUUCGGCUGUUUGAAGGAGACCGAGGACGUGUUUUCAGAGUUUAGUCAUCAGGCCUCAGGUAAAAAGGUAAAAAGAUAACGAGACACUGUGAAUUCAAGGUAAACGUUACUGGAGUCACGUUUUUAAUUAUUUGCAUUGGACUGAGAAAGCAGCUGAGACGAGACAGCUUCCUGUUCGACCUUGACACAUCACAGUCAUGUUUCUGCUGCAGUGUUUCCUGUGAUCCUCGGAGCUCACGGUGCACAAAUCAACAAUAAAACGUUUCCUGCAGUGACAACGGAAAUUCAAUUUAAACCUGGACACCAGCUGAAUUUCUCGCCCACUUUCAGCUGAACACAGCAGGUUUGAUUCGCUCUUUUGAAUCUCUUCUCAGCUUUAGUGCACCUGAGGCUGAAAGUGUGACUUCCCUCGACAUGUGGGACGAUGACAGCACCUCACUGGUAGUAGAUUAAAACUACCACCAUCUGCUCUAUUUCUCCCGAGGUACAAUCUGCAGUUUUCUCAGACUUUCCUUUCUGCAGUGUUGGAGAAACUUAGAGGUUUUGCAAAUUGCUAAAAGGAACGUGUCCAGUGAGCCUUCGGAAUUAACGAGGAUGGAAAACAAAGAGGGAAAAGCAAAGAACUGAAGUGUUUGUAAAAAGAUUAAAAAAGAUGAUAAACCUGCUUUACUGUCUCCAGA
Molecule: messenger RNA, 2305 nt
Organism: Platichthys flesus (European flounder)
Lineage: Eukaryota; Metazoa; Chordata; Actinopteri; Pleuronectiformes; Pleuronectidae
Gene: scn1ba
Product: sodium channel, voltage-gated, type I, beta a
Exons: 6
Coding region: 287-973 (228 amino acids)
Biological process (GO): cardiac muscle cell action potential involved in contraction; regulation of heart rate by cardiac conduction; sodium ion transport
Cellular component (GO): voltage-gated sodium channel complex
Molecular function (GO): sodium channel regulator activity
Source: RefSeq, a predicted model, not a curated record